Molecule: messenger RNA, 1395 nt
Organism: Adineta ricciae
Lineage: Eukaryota; Metazoa; Rotifera; Eurotatoria; Adinetida; Adinetidae
Source: the annotation of a GenBank genome assembly
AUGAGUCUUCAAGUACUGUUAUUAAUGAUUAUUUUUAUGCGUUUGUUCAUUUGUUAUAAUAUACCGUCCUUUUUUGCACAUGCGGAUCAUAGUCAAUCAACUACUUUCAUGUGUUCCAAUAGACGUACUAUUUUCUUAUGUGUAUGUUCGGUGGUUUUUUUUCAAGCACUUUACUAUAUUAUAACACUACAAGUUAAGCAAAGCCAGGUAACAAUCGACGAAUCCUCGUCGUCACUCUUGUCGAUGAAUAUACAAAAUCAAUCGUCAGAUCUACGUCAUGCAAAUAAUCAAUUGUUGCAAUCGAAUCUAUCGUCAUUGGUUUCUGAGAAAAUUAACAACACUCGUGAAACUACUGUAUCAGUCAAUUUAACAACUAAAAUUUCCUCACUUAAUGUUACCUUGACUGUUACAACUACUAUCAUUACAACUACAACUACAUCCGUAUUGCUUUCAAUUCCAUUUCAGAAUGCUUCAUUCUAUUCAUCUUUCAAUUCAACAUUAGCGGAGUUGAGUGCUAGCAAUUCAUUACCACUAUGUAAUUUCUCAAUAUCAAAUAAUGACAGUUCGAUAUACAAAGUAAUAGUAAAUCAAACACUCUAUCCGUAUAAUAUUAUUGAACAACAAGUUGGAAAACUUUUACAUGCAGGCGGACACUUUGUUCCGACAACUUGCCGAUCGGAACAACGUGUAGCUCUGAUCGUUUGUUAUCGGAAACGCGAGCAACAUUUGAGAAUGUUUCUGGAUAAUAUUCAUCCAUUCUUACAAAAGCAAAACUUAGAUUAUACGAUUUUUGUUGUCAAUCAACAUGGAAACGAAGAUUUCAACCGUGCUGCUCUAUUCAAUGUUGGCUAUUUAGAAGCCAUGAAAUUGUAUCCAUUUGAUUGUUUUAUUUUCCACGACGUUGAUCUUCUACCAGAAGAUCUAAGAAAUGUUUAUAAAUGCGGUGAUCAACCAAGACACAUGUCAGUUGCUGUUGACAAAUUCAACUACAAACUUCUUUAUUCCACAUUAUUCGGAGGGGUAACAGCCUUUCGUUUAUCAGAUUUUAUUGCUGCCAAUGGUUAUCCCACUGUUUAUUGGGGAUGGGGCGGAGAAGAUGAUGAUAUGUACUUACGUGUUGUCAAAAAACUGAAAAAAUCCAUAACACGUUAUCCAAUAGAGAUCGCGCGUUAUAAAAUGAUCCGCACUCACGAUCAUACAUCGGGAACAGCCAAUCCUCAUCGUCAUACAAUUCUCUAUUCCAAGUAUGACUAUGGUCUUGACGGAAUCAAUACAACAAAUUACACAAUUCAUCGUGUAACUUUCUAUAAAUUAUUCACUCUAAUCAAUGUGACACUGCCACAAGAACCGUUCGAACAGAUUCGAACACGUCUGCGUAUAAAAAAGAAAAAAUAA